AUGACCCGCAGAAUUUUUGAGGAACUUGUCGACUCAAUCGCGGAGAAUGGAGAGAUUCUGAAGCAGCAAGUGUGUUGUGAAACUAACAGUUUGCUGGGAAGCUGCCUAGCUGAUCUAUGUCGGAUGGACGAAGAGACCUCUAAGGCGCGUCUGGCUGUCAUCGACGCAUCGAAGCGGCUGAUCCGUCUGGUGACUGGGCCCUAUGAUCUGUUUUAUGAUAUGAUGUCCGAGGUUUUCCAGGUCGGCGUGAUCUGUGAGGUUGAGCCUGAGAUGUUCGGUCAUACCCCGCUGUUGGUGCUCUGUGUGUAUGAUCCUGUUGCCACGCGCAGCUGCAUGUGGAACCUGAAUAUUAUCUUCCCUGUUGCCAGUAAGAUCUACGAAGGGCUUAAGGUUGAUCCUACUGCUAGCGACAACACGCGCUGCGCCGCCAGUCUGGAGCUGGGGUUUCAGGACUAUGUGAAGGCGACGACGCGGAGUGUAUACUACUCAUCCCUGCACACCGUGCGGGGAUUUAACUGGUCGAGUAUACAGACCGUGGUUGAUAUUGGCGGCUCCUCAGGCCACGUGAGCAUGGCCCUCGCAGAAGCACACCCCCACCUCCACUGCAUUGUCGAAGACCUGCCCGACGUAAUCAGCGGGGGCCGAGAGACGCUGCCCCCGACCUACGCGGACAAGAUCGAGUACCUCGCCCACAGCUUCUUCGAGCCCCAGCCAGUUGCGACGGCGGACUGCUUCCUUUUACGGUUCAUCCUGCACAACUGGUCGGAUGAGGACGUCUGUCGUAUCAUCGCAAAUCUAUCGCAAAUCUAUCGCUCGCUCUGCGGCCCGGCGUCGAUCGUGCGGUACAUGGACUGCCGGAUGCUGGCGCUGUUCGGGGGUCACGAGCGGACCAAGAAUGAUAUCGUCGCGCUGGUGCAAGGGGUGGAUAGGCGGCUGGUGUGGGAGUCCUGCACGCAGCCGGAGGGGAGUGUGGCAAGCUUCCUGGCACUUCAGUGUAUCUGA
Aspergillus japonicus CBS 114.51 is the source of this 1002-nucleotide messenger RNA. Its product is annotated as S-adenosyl-L-methionine-dependent methyltransferase. Bases 1 to 1002 code for a protein of 333 amino acids. Gene Ontology annotation, molecular function: O-methyltransferase activity. The transcript is spliced from 6 exons. NCBI's taxonomy places the organism in Eukaryota, Fungi, Ascomycota, Eurotiomycetes, Eurotiales, Aspergillaceae. The record is from RefSeq and is a predicted model, not a curated record.